This is a messenger RNA of Schistocerca nitens (vagrant locust), 3475 nucleotides long. RefSeq names its product centromere protein I-like. The transcript has 18 exons. Gene Ontology annotation, cellular component: kinetochore. NCBI's taxonomy places the organism in Eukaryota, Metazoa, Arthropoda, Insecta, Orthoptera, Acrididae. The record is from RefSeq and is a predicted model, not a curated record. Bases 63 to 2192 code for a protein of 709 amino acids.
AUUUCAAACACUGCUUAACCGCGUUCAUUUAAGAUUUGUAAACAAAUGUUCGGUCAUCCUGUAUGGACAUGGAAAAUAUGUGCUCUGCAGUAAAAUACUUUUCAAGACUUUCAGGUGCAGGAUACAAGUACGUGGCAACAGAAUUUGACAAGAAACUUGAAGAACUAUCAGAAAAAGAGACUGGUCUGAGUGAUGUUGAAAUUACUAUCCUCCUCCGUGUUUUAACAAGAGCCACACUUUCUAUAAAGCGUUUCCAGAAACUUCUGCAUUGUGUUGUGCCAGAGACAACUGUGCAGAAAGAACACAUACAAACUGUUGUCGUCUGGAUGCUUGUGAAACACGUGUCUGAACCACCUAAAAAGAGUGUUGCUGUCCUCCAGUGGCUCAUUGCUUUGCUGGAGAAUGAGCUCGCAGACAGACAAACGAUUGACAGCUUUUAUAACCAAAUUUAUUUUCUAACAUUUAUUGAAAGUCUGGCACGGUGGGCUUCUAAAAUUAUAUAUCUGUUGACUACACCAGAUGACAUUACAAGAGUGAGGGUUGUAAGAUUAUUGAGCAGCCGGCUCAAACAGCCACGAGCACAUCACAUCGAAGCAUUACUUGGCUUAUUUAAGUCUUUUCGUCCAGAACUUAUACCAGAACGUGUUUCAACUGUAAAUAUACAUACAGCCUUUGGAAGAAUACCUGCUACGCUGUCAGAGGCUGUAAAUAAGCGUAUUAGUAUACACAGAGCAGGUGUUGCAGACCCAAGGAAAGGAGUUAAUCAUCAAACAAUUGCAGAACAUGUCACACUGGAUGAUGACAGUUCUGACAGUGAAUCCAGUUAUCCUAUACAAAAGGUUAAGAGGAAGAGGAAAAGUGACACUCUUAUUCCACCACCAGUGUACAUCUCUGUAGGAUCAAAAAGCUAUAGCAACAGGGGAGAGUUAACAGUGGACUAUUUCAGAUCGUUCGAGCCUUUGGCACGUUUUGAGCUGUCAGUGGAGACACCUAAUGUGACAGUAUCAUUGCUUCGGAGUGAACUGGGCAGACAUAUGCUAACGUUUCACCAGAAUACUCUCCUUUUUUGCUUCAGUUAUCAACUCCACAACAUACUUGAUGAAGUGUUUCUGAAGUGUCGAAGAACUUACCCGCUCCAGGAGAAACGACUACUGCUGAAAAACAUGGCAGCUCUUCAGGAUUACGCACAUCAACCACUAUCUGUUGUGUCCUUAUUUGUGAAGGAGUACCUUUUCUUAUGGGAAAGUGGACUAUUUGUGAAACAGGUUCUAAAGCUGAUGUACUGGCUGCAGUUCAGUUCCCACACAGAAUUGCAGCAGGAUUAUCUGUCACCCCUCUAUAAUUUGUUUAUGUCAUCAUCAGUGAAAGUAAAGUGUGCAAUCAUCAGGACUUUAGCACAGCUUUUCUCAAACUUGAUGCUUGCUCGGCAUUACAGAGACCAUUGUGACUUGUUUUUACAUGUAACUCCUGAAUGGAAUCCUGAAAGAACUUACAUGUGCAUUCUGAAGUUUGCGUCAUACAUGUUUGGCCAAGGGUUUUCUCAAGCAGAGUCCACAGCGAUUUUACUGCCUGAAGUCCUCAUGUUCUAUGAGAAGGUGCUGACUGCCAUAGAAGUAACACACACCCAAAUGUGUGUCUUACCACCACUUGGUCUACUUUUAGGAGCACUCUCAAGCUAUGAUGGCACAGUUCUGUCAAGAGUUUGUCAGCUGCUCACAAGAUGCAACAGUGCUGUCACAGAAAAAUCUUCACCAGAGAUGAAGGAAUAUUUUGAGGAAGUGUCACAAACACUGAAACAAUAUAAUGCUGAAAUGCACCAUACACUCAAAGGAGGUAUUUUUCCAUCAGGUGGUGGGAUCUUCAGCAAAUGGAUAAAAAGGGCAAAUUUUAAAACGUUCUCAGUGAAACCAAUCAUUCUGGAAGUUAGACAGCAUCCAGCAAUAACUUCUGUUAUGUGGCCUAUUCUGAACCAGCAGUCUGCAGAACCUCAGGCCCUGAAGGCCCAGCGGCACAGACUAGGCGCCUUGUCAUCCACAGCCCUUAGGUGUCGCUGGAUGCAGAUACACAAGGGCAUGUGGUCAGCACACUGCUCUCCUGCCCGAUGUCAUUUUUGUGACAGGUGCCACUGCUUCUCAGUCAGGACGAUUUGUCUACAUUACGGAAUCACCUGCCUUAUGUAUACAAUUACUUAAUGAAGCCAUAGGAAAAGUUUGUCUUCAUACAAGCUGCUUUUAUUGAAGAGUCACAUCUGUGUGGAGCCCAGAAUGUGCUUGUGACUGACAUGCAUUUGUGCAUGCAACUUCUGUAAUAUUGCUGUACACUACAUUAGUGUGUUUGUGUAAGACAAUCAUGUGAAAAAGACAUGUUGCAAUGAUGAAUUAUGCUUUGGAAAAUAUCAUCUUGGGACUAUAUAUGAUAGUGGUUUUACAUAAAUAUGUAAUAGUUGACAAAGUUAAGAACAUCAAUUUAAUCUAAAAUUAUAACUGCAAAAAUGACCAAUAUGGUUACUUUACUUCAAGUAAUAUUUAUUCAUGUGCAUAUGAGGCUAUGAAACUUGGCUUGUCCCAUCUUAUACUCUUGUGAUAAUGUUGUGUUCUAUAUUAGUGUGGUAUAGGAUUCAUUUUUGUAGACAAUCAUGUGAAAAAAGGUCUAUUAACUACAUGGAAAUAUUACUUUAAUUACCUGACUGUUUUGCAACUGUCAUUUGGAUUCCAUGUGGAUAGAGCUUUUACAUAAAAUACUCAAUAGUUGACAAUGUUAAGCUCAUGAUUUUAAAUUAAAAUUUUUAUCUACAAAGGAAAAUUUAUUCAUGUACAUACGAGAUGAACUAAGUAAGGUUGUCGUGUCCUGUUUUAUACUUGCUUCAUAAUCAGCUAUUUCAUUUACCUAAAAUGUGUCGUUUCUUAUUUUUGCUACAAAUUUAAUAAUUUUAUAGGCAUUGUGAAGUGAAAAUAUUUUACAAAGCACUUGCAAAUUAAUGUUGUCAAUGUAAAAUAGCUUGUUGGAUUUAUAACGUGUGAUCAGUAGAUGUUUAAAUAGAAAUCCUAGAAAAGUGAAUGACACUGCUGUACCGAAGGUUCGUAAUAAGACAAUCCAAUAAAAACUAUUGCAAUACUGUAAAAUUUAGUUAAGUAUGUUAUUAACAAGAUAUUACCUGAAACUAUAUUUUCUGUUGCAAGGUUUGUUACUCAGUUCAAUGAUUGACAUGGCAUUCUGUUUGUCCAAAGCAUAUGUUGUAUCUUUGAGAGCUUGUUACUGAUGAUAAAAUAGCUAUUAUGUAGCUGAAAGUUUCAAACAUCAUCAAGACCAUUUAAUAUUUGUGUGUGUGUGUGUGUGUGUGUGUGUGUGUGUGUGUGUGUGUGUGUUUUCCCAACAGCCCUAUGGAAAUAUAUUUUCUUACUUAUGACAGAUCAAUAAAGACUGUACAUUUUCCUAGUACUGUAGUUUUUCAUAGUAGUCAACAACAUGUGUAAAA